Tuber melanosporum (Perigord truffle) is the source of this 1399-nucleotide messenger RNA. RefSeq lists its product as uncharacterized. The transcript has 4 exons. Gene Ontology annotation, cellular component: endoplasmic reticulum membrane; dehydrodolichyl diphosphate synthase complex. The record is from RefSeq and is a predicted model, not a curated record. The coding region runs from base 70 to 1044 and encodes 324 amino acids. Lineage: Eukaryota; Fungi; Ascomycota; Pezizomycetes; Pezizales; Tuberaceae. Gene Ontology annotation, molecular function: ditrans,polycis-polyprenyl diphosphate synthase [(2E,6E)-farnesyl diphosphate specific] activity.
CAUUUCCUACUUUGGCGACUUCAUCUUUCUCCUUUUACCCUACCGGGUACCUUUCUUUUUGUUGUCACUAUGGCUAACGCAUCUCCUCCGCCACCCUACUCUUCCUCCUCUUCGUCUGCUUACCCACUGAGGCCUUUAAAGUCCGCUCUCCGGUCGCGCCAGCAAAGGCCCCCGGAAGUACUUGAGCGAGAGCGGAUACUUCUCGCUCGCCUCCAAACCGUUGACCAGCCAAGAGAAAAGCCCAUCCGUGACUUUCUUGCAACACGUUUCUACAAGUUUGUCCUUCUUAUCAUUCAUCUACUUUUCAGCAUAUACCUGAAGUUCCGAUGGGCCUACCACAACAUUCUCAACCGCGGACUCUCCAUUCUUUAUUACCAUCACCGAACGCCACAGUUGAUACAGAAGGAUGUGAAGGAAUUGGAGGAGCGGGGAAAGUUGCCGGAGCAUGUUAGUGUUGUUUUGGAAUAUGAAAGGGGAGGACUGGAUACGCUUAUCGACGAGGUCUCCGAGAUUAGUUGUUGGUGUGCAAGCGCUGGGAUCAAAACCUUGAGUGUUUAUGAGCAGACUGGAAUUCUAAAAUCCUACAUUUCCACAUCUCACCGUUCGAUCUCUCAGAGGCUCCAUAGCUAUUUCGGAAAGUCCCGGCCAAGCAUUCGAGUACAUGCGCCCCCAUUGUCCUCUCUCCACGAACCUGGCGAGGAGGGCAGAGAGGUUGACUUGGAAGUUAUCCUUAUUUCCGAAGAGGACGGUAGGGAGUCGCUGGUUGAUUUGACCAAGACUUUGUGUGAUAUGGCCCAGAGGGGGAAAAUAUCUUCAGAGGACGUUAGCGUUGAAUUGAUUGAUGCCGAAGUUACAGAAAACACUAUUUCCGAGCCCGACUUGCUGAUUUUAUUCUCACCCUCAGUUGUUUUAAGAGGAUACCCUCCAUGGCAAAUCCGGUUAACAGAGAUAUUUCAUGUGCAAGACAACUCAGGGGUUGGCUACCAAGUCUUUCUUAGGGCAUUACAUAGAUUCGCAAAAACAGAGAUGCGUUUUGGGAGGUAGGGCGCCUUGCCGAUUGUCCUCUUCCCCCCUUCCCUACUCUAUCUCGUUCUCUCUUCUUGACUUCUUUUGAGCCGACUGGUUGCCUUUGAGCGUAUAUAUCACAUAUUUUUCCUUUUUUUUCCAUCCAGGAAAUCGUAGGGUGAUUUGGAUUCAUAGACUACGGGCUUUUCAUCUCACUUGGUCUGGUUAAGGGUAGAAUAAUAAGAGCUGCGUGGAUACCGAGGUAUGUGAACGAUUGCGGGAUUUCCGUAGCUUGUAGCCGUCGUGCCAGAGUUAUACAGUACACACAAGCAAUUAGGCUUCUUCGGUGCUGUUUAUAUCCUAGUCCGUCGGUAUUAGUAGAGGGCCUUCCACG